AGCGCAAAAAUAAAAGCUAUGCUUCCGGUGUCAACAGAAAAUGAAUGGGGAAUGACAGCUAGCUGGCAGUUUCUGGGCGAUGGUGCUUUGUUGUUUUCUUGCGAGUAGCCUGGGCUUUGUAUGAUGGGGAAAUUAAAAAGCUUUGAGAUAGUACUCGAUAAUAAUCGAAGCGUUUUCCAUCCUGGUGAACGAGUGCAAGGGAAAUGUGUAGUUGAUGUGAAAGGUGAACUGAAGCUGAAAGCGCUCAAGAUAUUCAUGAGAGGUCUUGCCAAGGUGCAUUGGACUGAGCCACGAAGCACGGGAACAAGACUGGGAUCAUACACAGAACAUUAUAAUUCUGAAGUUGAGUACUUUUUCAAGCGACAGACACUGCAUGGUGCAGAUAUUCCAGACCAACCUCGAGAAACUCUGUCAGAUGGUAGACAUGAGUUUGAAUUUUGCUUCGAACUUCCCUUUCAAUGCAUUGCUACUUCAUUUGAAGGAAAGCAUGGUAAUAUUCGUUACUGGUUAAAAGGGGAACUUGAGAAACCUUGGGCUUUUAAUCACAAGACAAAAAAGGCAUUUACAGUCAUCAGCCCAAUUGAUAUCAACAAACAAGAAUAUCAGCUUCCAGUUGAAAACAGUGUGGAGAAGUCUCUGUGCUGCUGGCUAUGUAUAUCUGGCCCUAUCUCAGUAUGUGCCAGAACAGACAGGAGAGGAUACUGCCCAGGGGAAUCAAUUGCUAUAUCUGCCGAUUUUGAGAACCAUUCCUCAAGAACUAUCAUCCCAUAUGCCACUCUUCACCAGACACAAACUUUCUUUGCUAAUGGAAAGUCGCGAUUGAGGAGCACCAAGUUCACCGUAUUGACAGGCUUGCCAAUCACACCUGGUAAUAGGGCUACUUGGGAUGCUCAGCUACUCAAGAUCCCUGCAGUGUCUCCAUCUAUUAUCAACUGUGGAAUUAUUAAAGUGGAGUACUAUGUAAAGGUAGCUCUCCACAUUCCAGGGGCUUACAACUUGUCAGUCCAUUUGCCAAUAGUGAUUGGAACUGUUCCUUACAGAAGGUUUUCGCCAUACAUGGUUUCCUAUCCUAGAGUCAUUGAGGAAGUGGGGGUUUCAUAUUUUGAUAGCAGAAUGUUACCAGUCCCACCCCCUUACAGAGAGAUGUCUCCUCCUCUUCCUGCAAUUGAAGCUCCACCUACAUAUGCCGAGACAUACAGCGGUGCAGUGGACAUCAGAGAUGAAGAUGACGAUGACAAUAGAGGGGUCAACAUGGGGGACUGGACAUACACACCUAUGUAUACAUAUGUCUAUGGGUACAGAUACAGACCACCACCAGCCUACUCUGAGAUUGACCCCAAUCCUGUCACAGAGGACCAAGCAUCCAAUGUUGCUGAACAAAGCAGCAACACCAGAUUGUGAGAAUGAAAACUUGAAUCAGCACAUCACAAUGAUUAACCCUGGAUGGGGUUUUAUGAAAUGGAUCAAAAUUACCAAUGAAAGACAACUAUGGGUAAUUGUUGUCCUUUUGAAGAGAUUCCAUUAAAUACACUUCUUACCACAGCAUUUUAGAAUGCAUUGAGACUUAUUUUGGAAAACUGAUCAGAGAUUUGAAGCAAAUCUGUUACAACAUGACAUGAUAGGUGCUCAGUACUUUUUAUUGGAUAUUAUAAGCAUUAUAAGUAAUAUUUAACUCUGUUGUCAUAAUGAAUAUUUGAUUGUAUUAAAAAUGUAAGUAUUAAAUUAUUGCCAACAUAAAAGUAUGGCUGUUAGGAUAAUGUUAUAUAAAAGAAAUCGUUGACAGAAGAUUUAAGGUUUAACUGAUGACAUAACGUUAGAAAUUUAUGACCUGAUCAUUACUACACAAUAAACAUGGUUAAAUACAACACAGACCAAUAAAAGGAUAAACCUUUUUGCUAUUAACCUAAAUACUACUGCUCACGAUUUCCAUUUUUCUUCAAGCAUGUAUCUCCCUUGCAUAGAAUGUCCUGACAUGUAGUAGAGUAAAAUACACUUGAUUCAAUGUUGUGUGAUUUCACAGCAAACUAUUAACCAAUUUGUUGAUGAAGAUAGUAAGACUAUUAAUAAUCUUAUAUCUUACAUUUUAGUGUCAAUUGUGUUUGAAGUGUUUCAUGUAAUCAUUUGUUGCAUAUUUGGACAUCUUUAUUUUAAUUUUUUUUUCAAAGGAAGGUGAGUUUAUAUUUUGUAUAUUAUUUGUUUUUGCACUUGUUUUUUUUUUUUUUCUUGUUGACUAAGAUCAAGAUGGCAAAAAUUUAAAAACUUUAUAUGCUGGUUUGUAACUAUAAUGACACAAAAUGUACUGCAGAAGGUUUUGCAGAGAUGAAAUCUGUAUUUUGUGGAGAAAAAAAGUAAUUGGAAUUUGCAAAUUAAUUUCAUUUGAUAGGCAACAUGUUAAUGUAAGUUUGUAUUUAUAUAGCCGAAUGCCAGAUGUUGGAGAGGCAGUUAGUUUGAGAAAAUCAGUAUUGGGUUCAACCCAGUUUAAGGCGUACAGUGCCAAUUAGACCUUUAUAUACAAGGGGAAAAAGAUUAUUUUGGGGAAAUUUCAGCACUUUUAGUCUACCAAGGUAUACACUAUCCAUAGCCAUUGAAAAAAUUACAAUUUAUGAACUUCUUUUCGACUUUAAAAUUUCAAACUUUUACUGUCAAAAGUGACAAAUGACCAGUCUGCAUCUUCAUUACCUGAAGACUCAAAAACUAGAAACAUGCAACCUAGUGUUAACAAACCUGAAUUCUAUGGGCAGUUGGGGAUAUGGUCUACCUUGGUGAAGAAGGGUGUUGAAAUUUCCAGGCAAAUAAUACUUUACUCUGUGAAAGUCUCAUGCGUGGUUUGAUGGGGGCACAUAUCAUUGGCACAUGUAGUGACAGUAAAAUAUCUGCUGGUAUCAUGCAGGUCCAUACAAAAUGUCUGAAGCAUUGAGAUAAUGGAGAAGCAAUCUGUAAAAAUGUUUGUCCGAAAGAUAUAGUGCAUAUUUUUGUUAUGUAUUUAUCAUUAUUUGUUCACUUUGGUAACAUUAUUUUGCAUAGUAUUUUUAAGUUUUGUAGCAUGUUUUGAAUACAUUUAAGUAACAUUUUGCAUUGUUAACUUGCCUGGUAGCAAUUAUUAUGUUAACAGUCUUGUAUAAGAGGUGUACUGUUUACUUCACCACGCCAUUUGCUUGCACAUCUGACAAUCUGAUAUCAUGUACUGUAUACACAUUAAUGCCACUAAUGUGCUAGUCAAAAUAAAAAAU
Molecule: messenger RNA, 3230 nt
Organism: Lingula anatina
Lineage: Eukaryota; Metazoa; Brachiopoda; Lingulata; Lingulida; Lingulidae
Product: arrestin domain-containing protein 3
Biological process (GO): protein transport
Cellular component (GO): cytoplasm
Source: RefSeq, a predicted model, not a curated record